GAGUCAAGUUGAGAUACAAAAAAGACGUAGAAAUAUUGUAGGUUUAUCCCGUCCCUAGGUUAUCUAACGUUAGUGAACUGUCGAAAUAGGUAGCUAAUCAAUUGCAAUUUGUAGCCUACAUAUAGGUAAUCAGAUUAUUUGGAGUUUGAACUUUUCUCGCAAUUUUAUAGUUUACGUUACAGAAGAACUUUUUUCUGAUAUGGGACGAAAAAAGAAGAAGCCCGCAAAGCCUUGGUGCUGGUACUGUGGUAGAGAAUUUGAUGAUGAGAAAAUUUUGAUCCAGCAUCAGAAAGCCAAACACUUCAAAUGUCACAUCUGUCAUAAGAAACUCUACACUGGACCAGGUCUUGCUAUUCAUUGUAUGCAGGUUCAUAAGGAGACCAUUGACAAGGUUCCUAAUUCUCUUCCCAACCGAAAUAAUGUUGACAUAGAAAUUUAUGGUAUGGAGGGGAUUCCAGAUGAAGACAUUAAGGAACAUGAACGACAAAAACAGGCUGGAGAAUUGAUUGUAAGUGAUGAUGGCAAUGACUCUGACUCGAGUAGAACUCAAAACACUGGCUUUAACCAGCCUGCUGUGGCUCUACCCAGUGUGCCUCAAGGGGGAAUGAUGCCUCACAUGCCCUCAAUGAUGAGAGGACCCAUGCAGGGAAUGCAAUACAUCCCAGGUGGUCCCAUGAUGGGACCCAUGCAUCCAAUGGGUAUGGGUCCAAUGGGACCUAUGGGUAAGUAUCUUUAGUUAUAGAUACCAGUU
Messenger RNA from Limulus polyphemus (Atlantic horseshoe crab), 751 nucleotides. RefSeq names its product BUB3-interacting and GLEBS motif-containing protein ZNF207-like. Gene Ontology annotation, molecular function: DNA binding. The record is from RefSeq and is a predicted model, not a curated record. The transcript is spliced from 4 exons. Lineage: Eukaryota; Metazoa; Arthropoda; Merostomata; Xiphosura; Limulidae. Bases 200 to 736 code for a protein of 178 amino acids. Gene Ontology annotation, cellular component: nucleus.